Messenger RNA from Bufo bufo (common toad), 2766 nucleotides. RefSeq names its product guanylate cyclase 1 soluble subunit alpha 1 (gene GUCY1A1). Gene Ontology annotation, biological process: cGMP biosynthetic process; response to oxygen levels. Gene Ontology annotation, molecular function: heme binding; guanylate cyclase activity. The record is from RefSeq and is a predicted model, not a curated record. Gene Ontology annotation, cellular component: guanylate cyclase complex, soluble. Lineage: Eukaryota; Metazoa; Chordata; Amphibia; Anura; Bufonidae. The transcript has 8 exons. The coding region runs from base 181 to 2286 and encodes 701 amino acids.
GCUGCAGCCUCCCCGGUGCCUCCUCCUCUCCCAGUCCUCUCCUCCCCGCCACAUCCAGCAGCCGUUCAUAUGAAACCCUUCCUGAGCCUGUCAUGGGGUCCGGCUCCCGCUAGUCCUGCGGUUCCUCCAGAGGAGAAGAGCGCCUGAAGCCCGGGGAGGUGCGGCACCGCAGCCGCCAGCAUGUUCUGCACCAAGCUCAAGGAGCUGAAGCUGUCUGGAGAAUGUCCCUUCUCUAAGCUGACACAGACUAGCCAGGGCUCGGAGGACGACGAGGUGCCCGCCAGUGCCGCGGCCGCCGGACCGCCACCUAUCUGCACGGACACCACUGUCCGGCAGCGGAGACCGCAGGAGGAGCCGCCGCAGAGGAAGAGCAGCCGCACCAGGGUCUAUCUGCACACUUUAGCCGAGAGCCUCCGCAAGUUGAUGUUCCCUGAGUUUGAAAGGCUGGAUCUUGCUCUUCAGAGAACAGUUUCAAGACUGAAGGCAAAGUACCCGACCAACAGAUCUACGUGUGUUACUUUCAAGCUGCCUGCUUUACCAGUAUGUGGAAAAAUUGCUGAGAAAGAGGACUUUGCAAAACUCGUUGUAGACCAAUCAAGUGCCACAGGUAUUCCUGUAGAAGAUAUUAAAGCAUCUCUAGGUGAGGAGCUCUUCAAAAUAUGUUAUGAAGAAGAUGAACAUGUUUUGGAGGUUGUUGGAGGGACGUUAAAAGAUUUUUUGAACAGUUUUAGCACCCACUUGAAGCAGUGUGGGCAAUCCCGACCACAAGAUGGUGGUGGUCUUCAAGAAGGGUCAAUUCUGUGCCUUGAAAAAGAUCCAGAGUUCCUAAACGUAUAUUAUUUUUUUCCUAACAACAUUACUAAUCUCAUUCUACCUGGAAUAAUUAAGGCAGCAGCAUAUACUUUGUAUGAAACUAAAGUGGAAGUGAAGUUGGUUCCACAACGUGUCAACGAUGGAAGUGACUUUAUCAAGGAACCUUAUAUAUUGUAUUCUGUGCACAUCAAAAAUACAAAACCUUCUUUAUCUCCUUGCAAACCACAAUCAUAUGUUGUCAUUCCAGCCUCCAUCUUUUGCAAGACCUUUCCUUUUCAUUUCAUGUUUGAUACAGACAUGAAUAUGUUACAGGUUGGUGAUGGAGUUAAGAGACUUCUAAACAGAAAGGAAAUUCCUGGAAAAUCUAACUUUGAGGAAUACUUUGAAAUCCUUUCUCCAAAAAUAAGCAGUACGUUCAGUGGGAUAAUGACUAUGUUGAAUAUGCAAUUCACUAUAAGAGUUAAAAGAUCAGAGAACACAAUUGAGAAUUCAUCAAAGUUACAGGCAAUGAAUCUGAAGGGCCAGAUGAUCUAUGUUUUUGAAUCAAACUCUAUUCUGUUCCUGGGCUCCCCCUGUGUAGAUAGAUUAGAAGAUUUCACAGGAAGAGGUCUCUACCUGUCAGAUAUUCCAAUCCACAAUGCUCUGAGAGAUGUGGUACUAAUAGGAGAACAGGCCAGAGCUCAAGAUGGACUGAAAAAGAGGUUAGGAAAACUGAAGGCUACCCUGGAAUGUGCCCACCAAGCUUUAGAAGAGGAGAAAAAGAAAACUGUUGACCUUCUGUUUUCAAUCUUUCCUGGUGAGGUGGCUCAGCAGUUGUGGCAGGGACAAACUGUGAAAGCCAAGAAGUUUAACAAUGUAACCAUGCUGUUCUCUGAUAUUGUGGGCUUUACAGCAAUAUGUUCUCAUUGUUCACCAAUGCAAGUUAUCACCAUGCUGAGUGAACUUUACACACUUUUUGAUUUCCAGUGCGGAGAACUAGACGUCUAUAAGGUGGAAACUAUUGGUGAUGCUUAUUGUGUGGCUGGGGGACUGCAUAAGGAUAGUGACACACAUGCUUUUCAAGUUGCUCUGAUGGCUUUAAAAAUGAUGGAACUCUCAGAUAAAGUCACGUCUCCUCAUGGUGAACCCAUAAAGAUGCGCAUAGGUCUGCACUCUGGUUCAGUUUUUGCUGGUGUUGUAGGUGUAAGAAUGCCACGUUACUGCCUUUUUGGAAAUAAUGUUACACUUGCCAAUAAGUUUGAAUCUUGCAGUAUACCAAGAAAGAUAAAUAUCAGCCCUACAACGUAUAGCUUGCUUAAAGAUUUUAAAGGAUUUAAAUUUAUACCUCGAUCAAGAGAAGAUCUUCCACCAAACUUUCCAGCUGAAAUUCCAGGAAUCUGUUAUUUUCUUGAGGCUUUAGAUCAAGACAUGUUGACCAAGACUUGGUACCAGACAAAGCCGGCAGAGGAUUUACAUUUCAGCAAAACGAAAUAGACCAAUUUUAUCUAUUCUUGUUGUGUAUAUUGUGUAUCAGACUUUCUUUACAUGACAUGGUCUUCCUUUAAAAUGACAUUCUUAAGUACCAUCUCCAUUCCAGCGUGCUUGUAAAUCACAAUAUUGCUUAGUUGCACACAGAAAUGGGCUCUAGAGAUCAGAUAUGGAAGCUGCAUCCUCUAAGCUAGAUAUUAUUAAAAUUAGAAGUAUUUAUUCAUGUUCAAUAAGGUUAUAUGUCCGGUAGAUAUUGGUUGUUGGUGGUGUAUUUGCAUUAUGUUUAUGUUAAUUUUCAAAAUGUGAUGUUGGCAAAACAAAAUGUUUUCACUGUUGAAACUAAUAUUAUAAAAGAAUACGUUUAACAAUGUUACAUAUUUAAAGUUUGAGAACAAAGCCCUAUCCAAUCCAGAUUUUUUGGUUAUGUAACAUCGUUCUCAUUUUCUUUAAAUUCACAGUGUUGAAAAGUUAGCAGGUCUAAAAUCU